Messenger RNA from Notolabrus celidotus (New Zealand spotty), 6082 nucleotides. RefSeq names its product NACHT, LRR and PYD domains-containing protein 3-like. Gene Ontology annotation, molecular function: protein binding. Bases 147 to 3767 code for a protein of 1206 amino acids. The transcript has 12 exons. The record is from RefSeq and is a predicted model, not a curated record. Lineage: Eukaryota; Metazoa; Chordata; Actinopteri; Labriformes; Labridae.
AAACAGAUCAUGUUAUUUCAGUGAACAGGGAGCUCCCAAGAGAAAUUAUUCAGUUCAGUCUCCAUCUUGAGUCCCAGAACAGAGCAGGAAACUGGAGCGUGAAGAGUGUUAAUCUUUAUAAACUGAAGCGUGACUGACUUCAGAACAUGAGUGUUCGUUUAGAGGAAGAGGAGGACAGAGCAGAGUCUCCUGGACCCAGCUGUCUGUCUCUGAAGAGUGACCAGUCCAAAGAUGAUUUUAUAAACUUCAGUCCUGAAGCUGGACCCUCAGACUCACAAUUUCUGUCAAAGGGACAGAGAGCAGAGUGUCCUGUACCCGGCUGUGUGUCUCUGAAGAGUGGCUGGUCCAAGGAUCAUCCCCCAGACUUCGGUAAUGAACCUGGACCCAGCUGUGUGUCUCUGAAGAGUGACUGGUCCAAAGAUCAUCCUCCAGACUUCAGCAAUGAACCUGGACCCUCAGACUCACAGGGGAGGAAGAGGAGUCCUGUCUCUGUGGAGGAGCAGCCGUCCUGCUGUGCUGUGUGUCAGGACGUCCUGACGGAUCUGGUCUCUACCAGCUGUGGACUCUGCAGACAGUGCCUCACCUCAUACUGGGACAAGUCUGGUUCCAACCCAGAGCCUGGUGGUCUGCAGGAGGUUUUCAAGGAACACAAGACCAGUCUGAGGAAGAGAUGUGAACAUGUGACUGAAGGAAGUGAUGAAACAGGAAGUAGAACCCUCCUCAACAGGAUCUACACUGAGCUCUACAUCACAGAGGGACAGAGUGAAGAGGUGAAUACCCAACAUGAGGUGAGCCAGCUUGAGACCGCCUCCAAGAAGAAGAUCCUCCAGGACACUCCCAUCAAGUGCCAGGACAUCUUCAAAGCCUUACCUGGUCAACAGAAACCCAUCAGAGUGGUUCUGACAGUCGGCAUCGCUGGGAUUGGAAAAACCUUCUCAGUGCAGAAGUUCACUCUGGACUGGGCAGAGGGCUCAGAGAACCAGGACCUCAGUCUGCUGGUUCUGCUUUCAUUCAGGGAGCUGAACUUGAUCAGAGAUGAGCGGUACAGUCUCCUCCAGCUGCUCCAUGAUUUCCAUCCAACAUUACAGAAGGUCCCAGCAGAGACACUGGCUGUCUGUAAACUGGUGUUCAUCUUUGACGGCCUGGACGAAAGCAGACUGUCUCUGGAUUUCAACAACACUCAGGUUGUGUCUGACGUCACACAGGAGUCGUCUGUAGACCUGCUGUUAACAAACCUCAUCCAGGGGAAUCUGCUCCCUUCAGCUCUGGUCUGGAUCACUUCUCGACCCGCAGCAGCCAAUCAGAUCCCUCCUUCACGCGUUGACAGGGUAACAGAAGUCCGAGGCUUCACUGACGCCCAGAAGGAGGAGUACUUCAGGAGGAGGAUCAGUGAUGAAGAUCUGUCCAACAGAAUCAUCUCACACAUCAAGACCUCCAGGAGCCUCCACAUCAUGUGUCAGAUCCCGGUCUUCUGCUGGAUCACUGCUACAGUUCUGGAGCACAUGAUGAGCACAGAGCAGAGAGGAGAGCUGCCAAAGACCCUGACUGACAUGUACUCACACUUCCUGCUGGUCCAGACCAAGAGGAAGAGGAAGAAGUACGCUGAGGGUCAUGAGACCAGUCCUCAGGAGCUGAUGGAGGCUGACGGGGAAGUUCUCCUGAAGCUGGGCAGGCUGGCGUUUGAACAUCUGGAGGAAGGAAACAUCAUGUUCUACCAAGAAGACCUGGAGCGCUGUGGUCUGGAUGUCACAGAGGCCUCGGUGUACUCAGGACUCUGUACAGAGAUCUUCAAAAGAGAGUGUGUGAUCUUCCAGAAAACAGUCUACUGCUUUGUUCAUCUGAGCGUUCAGGAGUUUCUGGCUGCAGUCUACGUGUUCCACUGUUCCACAACCAGGAACAAAGCAGUACUGGAGGAACAAGACAGGAACACAGCAGCACUGGAGGAACAAAACAGGAAAAAAGCAGCACUGGACUCUUUCCUGGAGAGAGAAGACUGGAAUGAAGAAGAAGAGGAUUUACGGUCUAGAGAAGACAGGAACGACGAAGAACUGGAAAGAUUAUAUGAGAACGAAGAGAGGAACAUUGCAGCACUGGUCACUUUACAGGAGGAAGAAGACAGGAACACAGAAGCACUGGAGGCUUUACUGGAGAAACACGACAGUAACACAGCAGUAAUUAAGGCUUAUCAGAAUAAAGGGGGCAGGAUCAGCGCAGCACUGUGGAAAAUACGCAAAGUUCAUCCUCUAGAAGAUCUCCUGAAAGGAGCUAUGAUGAAAGCCCUGAGAAGUAGAAAUGGCCACCUGGACCUGUUUGUCCGCUUCCUGCAUGGGCUGUCUCUGGAGUCAAACCGGAGACUCUUAGGAGGUCUGCUGGGUCACACAGACAACAGUCCAGAGAUGAUCCAAAGAGUCAUCAACAACCUGAAGGAGAUGAACAGUGAUUAUGGCUAUCCUGACAGAAUGAUCAACAUCUUCCACUGUCUGAUGGAGAUGAAGGACCUCUCAGUCCAUCAGGAGAUCCAAGAGUUCCUGAAGUCACAGAACAGAUCAGAGGAACUCUCUGAUAUCCAGUGCUCUGCUCUGGCCUACAUGCUUCAGAUGUCAGAGGAGGUUCUGGAUGAGUUAGAUCUGGAGAAGUACAACACAUCAAGAGAGGGACGAUGGAGACUGAUUCCAGCUGUGAGGAACUGCAGGAAGGCUCGACUUACAGACUGUGGGCUCUCAGGGACUCACUGUGAGGUUGUGACCUCUGCUCUGAAGUCCAACCCCUCCCACCUGAGAGAGCUGGACAUGAGUGUAAACAAGCUGCAGGAUUCAGGAGUAGAUCUUCUGUCAGCUGGACUGGAGAGUCCUCACUGCAGACUGGAGACUCUGAGAUUGAGUCGCUGCAGUUUGUCAGCGAUCAGCUGUGCUUCUCUGGCCUCUGCUCUGAAGUCCAACCCCUCCCAUCUGAGAGAGCUCGACAUGAGCAUCAACAAGGAGCUGCAGGAUUCAGGAGUGGAGCAGCUGUGUGGUUUUCUGGAGAGUCCAGACUGCAGACUGGAGACUUUGGGGUUAAGUUGGUGCAUGUUGUCAGAGAUCAGCUGUGCUUCUCUGGCCUCUGCUCUGAAGUCCAACCCCUCCCAUCUGAGAGAGCUGGACCUGAGUAACAACAAGCUGCAGGAUUCAGGAGUGAAGCAGCUGUGUGGUUUUCUGGAGAGUCCACCCUGCACACUGAAGACUCUGAGAUUGAUGUGGUGCAGUUUGUCAGAGCUCAGCUGUGCUUCUCUGGCCUCUACUCUGAAGUCCAACCCCUUCCAUCUGAGAGAGCUAGACCUGAGUGGGAACAAGCUUCAGGAUUCAGGAGUGAAGCAGCUGUUUGGUUUUCUGGAGAGCCCGCUCUGCAGACUGGAGACUCUGAGGUGGAGUUUCUGCAGUUUGUCAGAGAUCAGCUGUGCUUCUCUGGCCUCUGCUCUGAAGUCCAACCCCUCCCAUCUGAAAGAGCUGGACCUGGGAGCAAACACGCUUCAGGAUUCAGGAGUGAAGCAGCUGUGUGGUUUUCUGGAGAGCCCGCUCUGCAGACUGGAGACUCUGAAGUUGAGUCGCUGCAGUUUGUCAGAGAUCAGCUGUGCUUCUCUGGCCUCUGCUCUGAAGUCCAACCCCUCCCAUCUGAGAGAGCUGGACCUGAGUGAGAACAACCUGAAGGAUUCAGAAGUGAAGCAGCUUUCUGAUCUUGUGGAGAGUCCCCUCUACAGACUGGAGACUCUGAGAUUGAAGUGGUCUCAGUGAGAGAGGAGAUAAUCCAGAGAGGUUGAAGCAGCAGCAGCCUGUGUGUGGAGAGGCUCUGACUGGACUGUGUUCCUGGGAGGAAGAGGAAGAGAAGAGCUUCAUCCAGCAGCACUUAGAUGAUAAAGUGUUAAAGUGCAUCUUCUUCACAUAAUUCUACGUUCUAUUGACAUAAACUGAGCUGUGUGUCAACAGGCUGCUAGAAGCUUCUUUGCAUUUCAUUGAGGAACAUUUUCUUUAGUUGGUGCUUUAAGUGCUGACUUUAGAGAAACAUCUUUUACAUGACCUUACAUUUUGGGGGUUUAACGGUGUGCUUCAACAUAUGGUGAUGGCGUUUUAUCUGCUUAUGAAACAGAUUAACAUUAAUACUAAUUCCUGCUGAUUGUCCCUUAUGCGACACCGUAGUUGUGAUAUGGUUCUGUGUCCGACGCCAUGUUUUUCAGACUUUGUUUUGUGUUACUAUGUGAAGGUAAGCAGCAUCAGAUGAAAUGAUUUAGAAAACAUGUUUAAAACACCACAUUUAGUGAACUUGUUAAUGCAUUGAGUUUAAGGGGAUUUAGCUGCAGUUUGCUGUGUUUAAAGCUAACUCGUGUUGUUUCUACCAUUAUCCAUGUCAUGGGUUGCUUUUGAGUUGUGUUUUAAUUUGUGUUUCAUUACUCCAUGUUCUGUAUGUUAUCUGUUGCCAUUCUUGUGUGUUUAGUGUCUUGUGUUGCUACCUGUGUUUUCCUGUGGUCUUGAGUUUGUUUUCAAGGUUUUAUGCUGUAGAAUAUUCUUGUGUUAAGUUUUGUGUUACUGCCUGAGUUUUCCCGCCUUAGUAAUUGUCUUCACCUGUGACUUGUUGUCCUCACCUGUGUGUCUUUACUCGUUACCCAGUGUGUCUAUUUAGGGUGCAUCUCAAAGCUCUUAACAUCCAUCCCGUCCGUCCCAUAUAUAUGUAUCAUAAACACAACGUGUGGAUGCACAGGUGAUGAUGCUGUUGGUGGGGAAUCUUUUUCCUGAGUGGGGGUCGAAGAAAUGAUCAGUGUGUGUGUGUGUGUGUGUGUGUGUGUGUGUGUGUGUGUGUGUGUGUGUGUGUGUGUGUGCGUGCGUGCGUGCAUGCGUGCGUGCGUGUGUGAAUAUGUUGUGAUGCUGGUGUUGAUGCCGACCAUGCUCAGUGGAAAGGUCAAUGAGAUGGAGAGGAGCAGGAGGAACAAUGAUCAAGGCUUAAAGUGUAUGAAGUUUAUUGUUUAUGCAACGCUGUAAAUCUGAUGUAAGGCCUUUCCCUGAAGCAGGACUUGAGUACUAAUCCACAAAAGUUCAUGGAUUUUAACCUUACCCUAUUCAUUUUACGCUGUGAGAUUUUUCACCUUGACCAUCCUCUUGCUCACCAUGUAAAUGAUCAGUUUUGGCUUGCUUUGGAUGUGAAUAAAGGCAUGACUGGAAUCUAAUCCAACAGUUGAAGAAAGAGACAAGAGGGAGUGUUUAAGGGGACUUGAGGGGUUUAUGGGUGGAUUGCAAAAUCUCACAGAAAAAGGCAUUACAAGCACACAUCAGAAUGACCUACUAACUUAGAUUAUAUAUCAGGACUUACAAGUAACUAAGAAAAAAAUGACGGUCUUCUGUUUUUAUCUAUGAUUAGAUUAAUCUAUAACAAACACAAACCCACACACACACACACACACUCACACACCACCUUUGCUGGGUUAUUUUACAAGGAUUACGCUGGUGAUUACAUGGGGCUCUUUUACUGGCGGCUCCCACAUUCCACCUUCUCCAUCUUCCUUUUUUUUCUCACUCUUGUUCUUUAUUUGCUACUCUUGUGCUUUAUUUCUUACUGUUAGAAUCCCCUUCUCUCCUUCUCUGGCUUUCUUUCUCUGUUAAAAAAAGACAUUUAUAAGAGGGGAGAAUAUGGGACCGAGGCGCUUCUGUAUUAACAUUUCAAUCACGCUUUUAGCUCAGUGAAAGAAAAUGAAUUCAAGUGGGUUCAUGCCUUUUGCUCCUCCAAAACUGUAUGCAACUGCAUCUCUUUCUUUCUUCUUCUUCCCCUCUCUUUCUGUGACUGUUUCAGAGCUGUAAGAGCUGGUUCAAUAAGUGAAUGGUAAUCCCUGUAGAAGCAGAGAGCGGGGCCUUUGUAGAUCAGAGGGCAGAUUAGCAUGGUGACCGUGGAGAGAACAGAGUCCUUUGUCUCACUAAAAGGCUGGGAUUAGAUAUGAGACCUGUCCUACAAACUUGUGGGAGUUCUGUAUCAGUUGUGCCUUUGUGUAUUUUUGAGUGUGUUGAAGUAUUUCAAAUAAAAAUCUGAUCAAAAACUUUUUUCCACAAAUAAAAAUAAGCAUUAA